ACCUGAAUUAAGAAUAUUUAAUAACGUGUUACGUUCGCGGCGGUUUAUUACUCGCCGCUGAGCCGUAGCAGCAGUUUGCGCAACGCUAUCCGCGUCCGUAUGGGGUAUCGCGUCGAAAUUGGCGGCUGUGAGUCAGCUGGCGCCGGGGUGGGCGAACGCGGAUUCAACGCCACGCGCUGCGUAGGUACGCGAGGGCCGCUUGAUGUCCCCCUGGCGUGUGGGUUGACGGAGGCGCAAUGUACACGGCAAGCUAUAACAAGUGUGAGCGAAAAGGAAACCGAUAUGAUUUUGCCGCCGUGUGCCGAUGGAUCGCACGGGUUGGCUGCCGUUGGCCAAUAGGAGAGCGGGGACGGCAAGGCGCUGCUAACGCCUCUCGAGAGCUAGUAACUAGUGUUGCCAACCUCGAAGACGCCUUCGCGGUGAGCCGUCGGCCUCCUUGUGCGAGUGUGUUUGUGAAGACGCGUGUAUAAGGUUGUGUGCGUGUGUGUGUGAAAAGUGCAGUGAUAAUAAGUGUUUUCUUCAAUUAAAAGUAUCGCGAGGAUUACUGAAACCGUGGUAAUAGGGUCGCGUGGGCCGAGCGGUAAGAACGCGCAACGAUACUACCGUGUUUCGCGAGUGUCAGUGCAGUGUUCAGUGCAGUGGAGUGUUAUAAGAGCAGCACCUGCGGGGUUAGGUUCCCCUUGUAUUUGACAGGCGGAGGAAGAGGGGUAAUAUUUUGUAUAUUUAUUUGUAUAUAUAUUUAUGUAUAAAGGUAAGUGUGCGUGUAUACGAAGUCUGUUCAAAAAGUAUCGCGAAUUUGGAAUUUCCGCGGGCUACGUAUAUUCGAUUUUCGAUUUUUUUGUGGCGUUAUGUUGGUACUCAUGUCCCUCACUCAUGCUGACAAGUUCGGCCAUUUUGAAUGUUCAGUUAAUUUUUGACAGCUAUUUUGCUUGGACGUGUUUUGGCUCGUCUUCGAUUUUUGCCUACUCCAAGAAAUGGAUCAAAGAAUAUGUAUCAAAUUUUGUGUGAAAAACAAAAUUAAGUGCGCGGACGCAUUCCGAAUGUUGACUGUGGCAUAUGGUGAAGCUACCUUGAACCAAAGCAACGUUUAUCGGUGGUACAAAAUGUUCUCAGAGGGCCGAGAAGAUGUGAACGACGAAGAGCGUGCCGGACGCCCGAGCACGUCAAUAACAGACGAAAACAUUGAUGAAGUGAAGAAAAUAGUAUUGGCCAAUCGUCGAAUCACCGUUAGAGAAGUUGCUGAGGACCUAAACAUAUCGAUUGGCUCGAUUUUUACCAAUGAUUUGGGCAUGAGACGGGUCGCCGCGAAAUUCGUACCAAAAUUGCUCACUUUCAACCAAAAAUCAUCGUUGCUUGUGUGCGAAUUUUUGGCCAAAAACAACACACUAAUGAUGCCGCAGCCACCGUAUUCCCCAGACCUGGCCCCCU
This is a messenger RNA of Vollenhovia emeryi, 1428 nucleotides long. RefSeq lists its product as uncharacterized. The record is from RefSeq and is a predicted model, not a curated record. The annotation marks the transcript as partial. Lineage: Eukaryota; Metazoa; Arthropoda; Insecta; Hymenoptera; Formicidae. The transcript has a single exon.